AUGAGAAAGUUUGAUCAGCAGCAGAUUGAGCAUAUUCUUAAGAAAAGAUUUUUCAUAGCACAGUCAGCACACAUAUAUGGCGGAGUGUCAGGCCUGUAUGAUUUUGGGCCGCCAGGGCUGUCUUUGAAGGCAAACAUGCUGUCUUUGUGGAGAAAGCACUUUGUGGUUGAAGAAGACAUGCUAGAGAUAGAUACAACGGCAAUGCUGCCAUACAGUGUUCUGAAUGCAAGCGGGCAUGUGGAUAAAUUUUGCGACAUUCUUGUGUUUGAUGAAGAGUCUGGAGAGUGUUUCCGAGCAGACCAUCUGAUUUCUGCAGUGCUGGAGAAGAUGGAGCAAACAGAUGAGGUUGCCAAUGACAUUAGGAGGGUUGAUUGUAUGACAUGUGAAGAGGUAGAUGCAACGAUUGAGAAGUAUAACAUCAGAGGAGUAUCUGGAAACAAGCUCAGGCAGUCUCAGCAGUUUAAUCUUAUGUUUGGAACCAAGAUAGGAUACAAAGGGGACCAAUGGGUGUUUUUGAGGCCUGAGACAGCACAGGGGCAGUUUUUGAAUUUCAAGAAGCUUUAUGAGUACAACAAUGAGAGUCUACCAUUUGCAUCGGCAUCCAUUGGAAGGGCAUAUAGAAACGAGAUCAGCCCAAGAGGAGGGCUGAUAAGGGUGAGGGAGUUUGAACAGGCAGAGAUCGAGCAUUUUGUGUUUGAGGAUGAAAAAAACCAUCCGAAGUUUUCGUCUGUUGGAGAUCUUGUGUUGAGAUUGCUAUAUGGAGACAAAGAUGUAGAGAUGGCAUUGAAGGAUGCAGUAAGGUUAGGGAUUGUGUUUAAUGAGACUAUUGGAUACUUCAUUGGAAGGACAGCACUGUUUUUGAAAGAGCUGGGGGUGGAUAUGAGCAUGGUUAGGUUCAGGCAGCAUAAGAAGGAUGAAAUGGCACAUUAUGCAAAGGACUGCUGGGAUGCAGAAAUAUACACAUCUCAUGGAUGGGUUGAGUGUGUUGGAAUAGCAGACAGGUCGUGCUAUGAUCUUAAGUGCCAUGAAGAGAUGUCGGGGAUUAGCUUGAGAAGCAAGCGAAGAUUAGCUGAGCCAAGGGAAGUUGACGAAUGGGUACUGAAGCUGAAUAAAAAAGAGUGGGGGCCUAAGCUUCGAGAGAAGUUUGGAGAGCUUGAGGAGAUUGUUUUGUCGGCAUCCCAGGAGUUUAUUGAGAAGAAUUUGGCUUGCUUUGAAGGAAGAUCCUAUGUUAAGUUUGAGUGCGAUGGGCAUGAUGUUGAUGUGGAGUGUUUGAAGAGCAAGAGGAUGGUACAUGUUGAGAAUGUGGUUCCGGACGUGGUGGAGCCUUCGUUUGGGGUUGGGCGCAUUUUGUAUGCAUUGAUAGAGCAUUCAUUCUAUUCCAGAGAGGACAUGAAGCCGGUAUUUAGGUUCAAAUCGAUGAUUGCGCCCAUUCAGUGUGCAAUUGGAUAUUUAAUUUACUCAGAUGAGUAUAAUGAGCAUAUUCAAAGAAUAAAAAGGUAUCUGUCUGAAAAGGGAUUUGUGGUGCAAGUCAAUGAGCGUUCAUGCAGCAUUGGGAGAAAGUAUGCAUCAUGCGAUGAACUUGGGAUUCCGUUUUUCAUUACGUUUGAUCCUGGAUUUGCAAGCGAUAGGAUGGUAACGAUUAGGGAAAGAGAUAGCAUGAGGCAGGUGAGAGUUCAUGUUGAUGACUGCCAUUUGAUUGUCGAAGGAUAUAUUAAUGGGAAGUCCAAAUGGGAUUAA
Ordospora pajunii is the source of this 1737-nucleotide messenger RNA. RefSeq names its product putative tRNA synthetase. Bases 1 to 1737 code for a protein of 578 amino acids. The transcript has a single exon. Gene Ontology annotation, biological process: mitochondrial glycyl-tRNA aminoacylation. The record is from RefSeq and is a predicted model, not a curated record. Lineage: Eukaryota; Fungi; Microsporidia; Ordosporidae. Gene Ontology annotation, molecular function: glycine-tRNA ligase activity; ATP binding. Gene Ontology annotation, cellular component: cytoplasm; mitochondrion.